Sparassis crispa is the source of this 612-nucleotide messenger RNA. RefSeq lists its product as hypothetical. The coding region runs from base 1 to 612 and encodes 203 amino acids. The record is from RefSeq and is a predicted model, not a curated record. The transcript has 4 exons. Lineage: Eukaryota; Fungi; Basidiomycota; Agaricomycetes; Polyporales; Sparassidaceae.
AUGGUCAUGGCUCCCGUCCACUUGCCACCUCCGAAUGCCGCUCACAUCUCACUACCAGCACAAGCUUCCGACCCUCCUACUCUGGCAGAUCUCACGAACGCCUCUCGCUAUUAUGAUAAACUGUCGGAGAAUAAACGAAUGAGCACGAGCUCUCGUAGGGUGACUGACAAUGAUCUCGGCCAGGCGUUGCUAUAUGUCCACAAGCUUUGCGAUCGAUCCGGGCGCCAGGGAGAUGAUGCGAUUCCGACGGCGGGUAUAAUCCGAGAUAUUAUCAGGGACUCAUUAGCUCCUCUGAGGGAGAGAGUUGAUAUGCUGAUGGAGAAAGUUGAUACACUGCUCGAAAUUUCGUCUCAGGCCUACAACGCCGGUUGUGGAUCGGGCGAAUAUCGCAACUACAAAGUCAUCCCUUUCAGGAACGUCGAUGGAGAGGUGGAACAGCCUGAGGAGCACGAUCUACCACUUUUGACAACGAGCACGGCGAUCAAUGAUCUCAGCAACGAUCAGCUGAAUGAAUAUAUGGACCGCUACCGUAUCCAGCGUGCGGCAAAUCUCUCGCGAGAGUCGAAGCUCAGGCGCCUCAGAGCAUUUGUUGGUUGUACUGUGGACGUAUGA